AUGGUCAAGGUCAACUUCGACGCCGAGGAGUGCGUCGCCGACAUCCGCAACAAGGUCCAGGAGGUCGCCGACGAGGAGCUGAAGUGCAUCGCCAAGGAGCGAGGUCACAAACAGUCUGCCUCUUCGUCCACCCCUGCCGAGGCCCUCCGCGCCGCUAUCGACAGUGACAUGCCCCCCCUCGACCCCACAAUGGCCCAGGCCUUCCGCUUCGACCGCGCCUACCAGGUCAAGGACAAGUUCGCCCUGCUCGCCCUCUACCGCGUCCUCGUCGACACCCUGUCCCUCGACCCCGCCGACAUCCAGAAGUGGAUCGAGAAGGACACCAUGCUCGCCCGCCUCAACAGCCUCCAGAAGAAGCACGCCGGCGCCCCCGCCACGCAGCCUGACCUCGCCGCCGCGCUCACCUGGUUCGGCGCGCACAAGCACAUCUUCGACGGCCUCAACAGCGACGGUGACAAAGCCGCCGUCGAAGCGGCCUUCAUGGCCGCGCCCGCGGGCUCGCAGCUCGCGGAGGUGUCCAAGGAGGUGGCGGGCUGGGACAAGCUCAUGGGCGAGGACAUGGACGCGCGCGCCGAGAAGGGCGAGUACAUUGCGUACAUCCUGACGCGCCCGCACGUGGAUAACAAGGUCAUGAUGUUCUACUCGUACAGCGACCAGGGACCGCCCGACGAGGUUAAGACGAUGCGCGCGGAUGAGGAGUGCGUGAUGAGUAUUGUGCGCACUGGCCAGACGUACGCGGAGGCGAUUGCGUCGGCGGAGAAGGAGUACCUUGAGGCGCAGGAGGAGAAGAGCAAGCGGAAGGCGGAGGAGCAGCGGAAGGAGAAGGUCAGUGAGCCCUUGGAGUGA
Molecule: messenger RNA, 846 nt
Organism: Colletotrichum chrysophilum
Lineage: Eukaryota; Fungi; Ascomycota; Sordariomycetes; Glomerellales; Glomerellaceae
Exons: 1
Coding region: 1-846 (281 amino acids)
Source: RefSeq, a predicted model, not a curated record